AUGGCCAAAGAGUCUUCUGUGCCGCUUUCCCAGUCGGCGCCGGAGCUCAAUGUCUAUGUUUCCAGUUCGAGUGGCCCGCGGCCGGCCAAGGAGACCACGUUCCGGGAGUGGGUGGUCACCAACCAGAUCGGUAUCUCCAUGACCAUUUUGGCUAUGUUGUUGGCUCUCCAUAACCUCUACCCGUCCCUGCGCCCCUAUACGCAGCCCUUUUUCGAACUCUCCUACUACGAUCCCGCCUCCAAUUCCUACGUCCAGGGCUGGGAUGAUGUCUACUUCGUCAUAAGUGCCGCAUUGGCCUUGACGGCGAUUCGCGCGACGGUCAUUGAAUGGAUCCUCCAACCAUUGGGUCGCAAAUUGGGACUGAAACGAAAGGCAGCGCUCCGCCUCGCCGAACAGGGCUGGCAGGUUCUAUACUAUGGAUUUAUCUGGAUUGUUGGACUGUAUUUGUGGAAGAACUCCAAUUACUGGAUGAAUUUUGGUGCUAUCUGGAAUGAAUGGCCCGCGCGCUCCCUCUCCGGAUUGAUGAAGUGGUAUCUACUGGUGGAGCUGGCUUUCCUCCUUCAACAGAUCUUCGUCAUUCACGUCGAGGAGAAGCGGAAGGAUCACUAUCAGAUGUUGACCCACCACGUCAUUACCAGCACUCUUUUGAGCUCGGCUUAUAUCUAUGGCUUUUACAACGUUUCCAACGUGGUGCUGUGCCUUAUGGACAUUGUCGACGUCCUCCUUCCUUCAGCCAAGGUUUUGAAGUACCUGAAAUUUCAGAAUGCCUGCAAUGUGGCCUUCGGUGUUUUCAUGGCCACUUGGUUCGUCACCCGCCACAUUCUGUACAACAUGCUCUGGUGGUCGAUUUACAAGAACGUGCCUGCCAAUAUGUCGUAUGGCUGCUACUCGGGCACCACAGCUGAAAUGAUCAGCACCGAUGGUUACCCCGAUGCUUUUGCCUACUUGUUCGCGCCGUUUCGCGGCUUGGAGAACCCUAUCUGCAUGAACCGUACCAUCAAGUGGAUCUUCCUCUCGUUCCUACUGUCCAUACAAAUCCUAUCCAUUGUUUGGUUCACCAUGAUUGUCCGUGUCGCUUACGGCGUCAUUGCCCACGGCAACGCAGAGGAUACUCGCAGCGAUGAGGAGGACGAGGUCGAAGUGAACGGCCAAGCUACUACUAACGGUUCCGUGCGGCUGGCCGCAAAGGAUGGCGUUAGCGCUGCUCCUGUCGUCAAUGAGACCGCUCCCGGGCUUGACCGCCGCACUUCAAAUGGUGCGGCUUCAAUGCGCGCUCGUGGUCGUGGUCGUGUUCCCUUCGAUCAGAGUGAUCGGAAGGCCCUGCUGGGCCGAAUCGGAUGUGACAAGCCCACCUAG
Molecule: messenger RNA, 1356 nt
Organism: Penicillium macrosclerotiorum
Lineage: Eukaryota; Fungi; Ascomycota; Eurotiomycetes; Eurotiales; Aspergillaceae
Exons: 4
Coding region: 1-1356 (451 amino acids)
Biological process (GO): ceramide biosynthetic process
Cellular component (GO): membrane
Molecular function (GO): sphingosine N-acyltransferase activity
Source: RefSeq, a predicted model, not a curated record